Messenger RNA from Coniophora puteana RWD-64-598 SS2, 635 nucleotides. RefSeq lists its product as uncharacterized. The transcript has a single exon. The coding region runs from base 21 to 623 and encodes 200 amino acids. Lineage: Eukaryota; Fungi; Basidiomycota; Agaricomycetes; Boletales; Coniophoraceae. The record is from RefSeq and is a predicted model, not a curated record.
GUUCUGAUAUCGAUGCUGAAAUGGCCUCCAAACGCUCAAGUCCACAAGCAAGUCCACCUCCCAGAAUCCAUAUCCAUUCUCUAGCCAACGAACUCCUUGCGUCCAUAUUCGCAUUUUGCGCUGAGGAAUUCCUUACAACUGACAGCAACAUCGAUGUCUACCCAUUCCUCUCUGGAACCCAUAGAUCAAAGCCGCCCCACGCAUGUUUGCCAGAGUGUCGCCAAUGGACCAGAGUACUGCAUGUCUGCCGCCGCUGGCGUGACGUAGCCCUACCCAAUCCAGCUCUGUGGGUAUCUCCCAACUUCUCUGUCGACCAAAAUUACACGCGCAAGAUGCUCGAUCUCUCCAAAAGUUCGCUUCUCGCACUGCGGCUUAAGUCUAUUGACUUUGGUCGAUGGAAAGUCUUGGAAGAUUAUAGUUGGUUUUCACGGUGCCGCGAACUGCGCCUACAACUGGGUGGGUAUGCACGACCUGAUCCCUUGAUGAGUCAGAUGACAAUCAAGCCAGCCUCUUCCCUCGAAAUUCUCUCCAUACAGCUCGACACUCCCAACCAAGGAUUCGCGAUACCGAUGCAUUGGACGGAGACAGCAUUGAAACUAAAAACGCUAGCUCUUAAGGGAUGAACAACAUUUCUU